AAUGACAAUAGUCAUUAGUGGCAAUUAAAGUUUUGUGGUUGGGCAGAUAUCUGACAAUAAAGCAAUAAGCCACAAGAGGCCGUGGUUUACAAUGAUUUUACAGCAGGUGAGGGGCGUUAGGCACGACGUGGAGGAUACGACGUUUACUGACCGUGAUUAUGUGAUUUCGGGCAAAAUCCUAGACUUCACAAUGUCUUUGCCGCUUUACGUGAUGCAUGGUGGGUCAGGAUCCCUCUCACAACACAAUCUAACGGGGUCCUGACUUCGUUUCUUGACUUUUCCAGCUCUUUAAUUUCUCUCUCAUUAAUUUCAGCGUGUUGCCUUUCUUUUUUAUCUCCCCCUUCUAUCCUGUCCACCGCUCUCCACCACUCAUCUAUGCUUUGCCCACCCAGUAAAUCAAUAAUCAUAACAUUUUGAAACAAUUUAUGACUAACUGGCGCAGUAAUACUGUUGUAAUGCGGUCACAGGUGUGUGUUUAUAUAGUACUUUACAACGGUUUCGAACGCGGCUCAGCCAAUCAUAAUCAAGGACGGGAACUAAUCGUUUUAUAACGGAAAUUAAAGACGUGUUACGAUGGCAGCAGCUGUAUAACUCACGUUUAUCAGAAACUGAAGUGUAACCGUUGAUAUGUUAGACUUGAGGUUGGGGUUUUUGUCGCUAGAGGUCAUCAGAGGUUCAUUCCGCCCGCGAGGACUUUUCCCAAAACAUCCCCCUGCUACGUCACUAACCCCCGGCCCAACCCGCCUCGUGCCACAACGACUCUGUCUCGUUCUGUUGGCUUGUCAGCGGCAUGAGACGCGCGCGGCAUCUUUAUGGGAUAUGAAAACUGUCAGUUAACGAUACGUGUUCGCUUUGUUUCGGAUUAAAAGCGGCCACUCGCUCGUCAUAUAGUGAAUAACCGGCGGUUGCUGUUACUUUUAAACGGUAUCGGAGCACCGUCUCAGUGUGAGCCUCUCCCCUGCGGCUGGCGCCCUUUGUAACUCCAAACUGAAUGGCCAUCUGUGUUGGAAAACACUGAGUCACAGCUGCCCAGCGGUGACAACCAGCGUCUCCCUGAGGGAUCAAAGCCUCGGCAACAUAACAUAUUCAAGACAGGACUCGGAGCCAGAGGCGCAGAUGAUUGAGACUUAUUUAGAUAGAUGUGACUGUGUUUGUUGCUGUUUCCUUCACUCCAGCUGCUGACUCCCAUGGCUCCAGGAACUGUCUGAUUCUGGAUCUGUUAGGCAGGAAUAGGACAGGCCCAGACAGGGAGAGAUGAGCUGGGCUGAGGAGGACUGGACGGUGGGGCUGUCUGGACGGGUCCUGCAAAAGGUGAAGGAGCUGCAGGUCCAUCAGGAGCGUCUGUCCAGAGAGAACAAGCAGAAACAGCUGCAGCUGGACAACAUCAAUACUAGCCUUGAAAAACAAACUGUGAAGUAUGAGGAGGUGCGGGGAGAGCUCCAGUCUGUGCACAGGGAGCUCCAGAGUGUUCGGGAGGAGGCCAAGGUGGCAGUGACCAGCGGCCAGCGCCUGUCCCAGGAUCUUCAGACCAAGCAAGCCCAAGUAUGUUCCUUGGAGGGCCAGCUGGACGCUUCGCGCUCCGUCAACAACAAACUCACACAGGAAGUCAAAAGGCUGGAGGCAGAACUGGAGAAGCUGCAGAACAGCAGCAGGUCGGCAGACACCACUCUGUUCUCAACACCCUGCUGGAAUACAGCCUCGCCCUGGGAAAACAAUGGGAGCAGAAAGGAGGAGCGGUCAGGGCAGAGAGAUGAAGGACAGAACCGGGCGCUCCAAAUCCGACAGCGGCUCCAGUUCUCAGACAUGCCUACGGCCUCGUUGCCACGACAGCAACACAAGAGCACACCCCACCGCCACCCUUCAGACCAAUCGGACUCCUUCUCUACUCCCUUGGCUGCGUUUCCGUGGGAACGGGAUGACUCGAGGCAGGCAGCCAAGAGACGAUCCCCGUCUUCUCCCCAGACGCCCGCCGUUGACAUCAGUCAUGCCCAGUCAGAGCAGGGGGUUUGUGGGAAGGAGAAGGACCCUGGGACACAAACAGACAUAUCUUUGUCAGAACUGCGGAGUCGCAUUUCUUCUCUGGAGGAGGAGCUGCGUGUGAAGGCUGAGGCAUUGAAGUCGACUCAGAACGAAACGGUGCAGAGCAAGAAGGAGCUCGCCAGCAGGGACCUCAGUCUGCAGAGAGCCCGCGACGAGCUCAGCCUGGCACACACACGUAUGGCCCAGGAGAGUGAACGGGCAUCAAGAGGAGAGCAGAGGCUGAAGCAGCUACAAGAAGAGAUGAAGUGUCAGAGGCAGAAUGCUGAGAGUAGCCGACUGCAACACCAGCAACGCACCAAAGAGCUGGAGAAACAAAAUCAGAGGGAUUUGUUGGAGCUUCAGAAGGAAAGACAGUGUCUAGAGAAGCACCAUCAGCAGGAGAUGAAUAAGCUCAACCAGGAGCUCCAGCAGGCCAGGACACUCCACAAUGCCCUGCAGGCCCAGGCUGACAAGCUGUCUCUGCAGAAGCAGUCGUUGGAUAAAGAAUUGGAGACUCUGAAAGAGAAACUGAAAUGGACGGAGGGACAGCUGCAGGAGAGCCAAAAGAAAGAGGCACAGACACAAGCCAAACUGACAGAAGCGGUGCGUGAGGCGGAGGGUGUGGCAGUGAGUCUGGAACAGAGCAGGAAGAAAGAGCGAGUUCUGGAGGAGGAGGGGAAGAGACUGGCAGAGGAGCGAGGUGACGCCUUGCGUCUCCUCAAAGAACUGCAAGAGCAAAAAGCUGCCCCAGUACCUCUGCAACCGGCCCAGUAUUGCUCUGUUGGACAGAGCUUCUCCCCUCAACCUUCCCUCUCUCAUCAGUCUCGACUGUCAACUUAUACAAAGAGGCCUGCCACCAGCCGAGCCGAGCAGACGAGGGAAAAGGAAGAAGAGGAGGAGUACGAGGGAAAGGCAGAGAUUACAGCAUCUUACCCCACUGACAGAGAGCCAGGUGAAGGCAUAGACUCUGAACACAUCACUGUCCUCAUCUCACAAGACUCUGAGUGUUUGCAAAGAGGACGACACAGAAGAGGAAGUAACGAUGAGGAGAACAAGAGUAGAAAUGAGACGAUGGAGUGUGACAGCUCUGGGACAAACAAGCCUUCCUCAUUUGAUCAAGUACUGUGCAGAUCCUCUGAGUCUACUUCUGUUACACCCUCCAUGACUUCCAUGGAUGGUGAUAACUGCAGGUUGAUGCACUCUGCUGAUAAGACACCGCCUCUCAAGUCCGAGCAGGCCAUACCCUCCAAAGACCUCCAGAAGGAGAAUGCCACACUACGUUCAGAGUUACAAGAUGUGCGUGAAGAACUCCAGAAACGACUGGAGGACCUUGAGGUCCAACGACGGGCUGAGUCAGAAGCCAGAACCCGGCUGAAACAGCUCAGCCGAAAACACGCCAGCCAGGGUGUGGAGAAAGACGAGCAGGACAAGGAAUGGAAGGCACAGCUGGAGAAGGAGAAGGCUGAGACAGAAAGGUUGAGGAAAGCCCUGUCAGCUUUGGAGACAGAGAUGAAGAGAGGAAGGGAAGAAAGAGAAAAUAAUGAGAGAAAGGAGGAGGAGGAGGGAACAAAGAAAACACAAGAAGACAGGGAGAGCGAAAUGAUAGAACUUAAUAUCCAGCUGAAGAAGCAGCUAGCAGAGGUUAAGGCCCAGUUAGCUUUAGAACGAGAAGAGAGACAGAGAGAGGAAGAGGAGCGCAAUCAGAUAAUAAACACAGAUAAACACAUAAAGACGGAGCUGAACAUGAAACUGGCAGAGCUUGAGGCCAAACUGGAGGAACUAAAGUGCAGCAGAAAUGAAGACUCAUUAGAAGAGGACAAACUCUCAGUAGCCAACAGCCCGCUGCCAUAUCUGACUCUUCAUAAUGAUGAGCUCAACUCCAACAUCAUUGGCUGGGAAAAGAAACUCCUCCCUUCACCUGAGCAGCAUCUCCUCUUCUGUCAGUCCACCAACCAACGCAACACACUUGUAUCUCAGGCAACAAUGGAUCUUAUCCAAGAAGAGCAAACGGUGAUAGAUCCUGAACACUCACAUCUGUCGGAUGAGGGGCAAACAAGGCCAGUGGUAUCAGACCUCCACUGCCAGAGGGGUGAUUCUGCCCCCGCUGAUUUGACAAAGGAGGUGGAACGAUUACGGAAAGAAAACUUAAGGGAGACAGAUCGUGCUAACCAGUGCGAGGUUAAACUGAAAGCCCUGCAGAACCAGGUGACAAGUCAGACCAAACAGUUAACCAUGGCCUUUGAGAACCAGAGCCAGCACAUCUCUGGACUUCUAGCUGAGCUACAGGAGAAGGAGAGCACCCUCCUCAGCCAGGGAGAGGAACUGCAGCGCUGCAAGCAAGAGCUGGAAGCACUCAAGGCUGGAAGAGACGGAGAGGCGAUAGGUGUCCUUCUCGUAGAGAAGAAAGAAUCAAAAGAAGAGAGGCGAGAGAGGGGAAGCCGAGAUGAUUCAGUGGAUUCCCCUGAAUUUCAACCAAAUCAGGAAAAGGAGUCAGCUGUUACCUUCUUCACUACAACCUCACUGACUGACACUGACUCUCAUGCACAAAAAGAUGCAAGUCAACCAGAGAUUGUGACCUCUGAUGCUGAAAAACCAACACCUAUCAGCAGUGAAGUAGAUAAUGCAAGCAAUGCAUUAUCAGAGGCUCAGCGUCAAGACUCUGAACUGGACUCUGAAAAGACUCAAACUAACCAUGACUCUGCUUGUGUGAAGACUGAGUGUGGUCAAGAUGGAGGAACAACAGGCGUAGUUACAGAACUACUCGCUCUCCAAAAGGAGAAUCAGCUGCUGAAACAAAGAAUUGAGGCCUUGAUGGUUUCAGACACAAACAACUUAGCACUACACGCUGCCAGCGAAAACCAAGAAGACCCAGUGGAGCAAGACCAAAACACAGGAAAUGUAACUCUGUCCUGCUCAAAGGAGCAGAAAACAACUAAUGUGCCAAGUGACAUCACCACUGAAGCACGACAGUCUCUGCUGCUGAGUAUGAGAAGGAGUGAAGAUGAAAGACAAGUUUUAGAAAGGGAAGAUAAAAGUACAACUGAGGCUGAUGAAGAGGCUGAGGCAGCGUCUCAGCUUCAGAUCAACCAUCUAGAGCAACAGGUUGUGGCGCUGCAGAAGAAACUUCGGGCUCUCUCUGAGGAGACCCAGCAGCAGAACGAGGAGCUGGCUGUUUGGAGAUUGGCCUCUCAACCCGCCCCAACAUUUGAACACAUCCUUCCCAACAAAGACAACCAGUCUGAGAUCCAGGACCAGGUCUCAAGCCAGCAGCACACUUAUGACAUGACCCACAUUCUUCAUCAGGAACCAGCACCUCUGGGUGUCCCCCAGAAGCCCAGUCAUGUGACAGUCAUCAGAGAAGAUGAGUUAUUCCUGUCCUGCUCCACCAAGAAACUUCAGGGUCGCAUGAUGUUCUCCAGACUGCAGCAGAGCAACCUCUCUGAACCGAAGAGUCUCCAGUCUUCAAAAAAGACUUCAGUACAGGACACUGCCGAGAUUGACAUGGAAUCUGAAAAAGAAAACCAGGAGAUCAGCUUCUUACAGCAGUCGGAUACCUAUCCAACACAACACAAAGAGAAGAGAGAUACUGAACUUCUCCAAACAUCAUCUGAGAAAACAGGUCAACAACACAUCACCAAAGAUCCCCACAAAGUCUCAAAGAGCCAAAUCAGACCAAAAGCAGAAACUCCUGAGGCCAAACCAAACACUUCCAGAGCAACCAAUGAAAUAAUCACAACCAAUGACUCCCCAGAGAGAGAUUUCAGGACAGAAACAAGAACCGUCAGCAGUCAAACAGAGGAAAGUUUGUAUCCUCGCAGUCCUCCAACAGCAUCUGAACUCCACUGUGCAUACACACAGACUGAGGAGGAGGAAGAAGAGGAGGAUGAUGAAGAGUUAGUGGAUUCACCCCCUGUCUCUCCUGUCCCACUAUCUGGGGUGGCACAGUCAGGAGACAAAAUGUUGUUUACUAGUUCCUUCCCUAUCCCGGCUGACCCGGCGCGUCUUGCAGAAAGAAUCCGCCGGAACAGGACACAGCUGUCAGCCGCUUUUGACGACACCGAAUAUGAACCGUACGGCCUGCCGGAAGUUGUCAUGAAAGGUUUUGCAGACAUCCCCACUGGUCCGUCAUGUCCCUACAUAGUGAGGAGGGGUUUGUUAGGAACGGCUGUCGUACCCGCCCCUCAGAAAGACCCGGGACAGGAGGAGACAGAUUAAAACACAGCUACAGAUGUAGUGGAAAGAAUCAAUCACUGCAGCCUGAUUGGGAUGGACGACAGCAGGUUUACAAAGACACUCCGAUCACCAGCAACCUGAAGCACCUCGGACCUUCAGACCAACACAGGAGCAGCAUCUGUUAGUGCUGCAAUCACACAGGGACUCCUGUACGAGUGUGUGUGUGUGUCUGCAGGUAACUGAGCCUGCACUUGCUGAAUACACAUCUCCACUUUGGAUCUAAAAUGUUUUAUUAGUUGUAGUUUUUAAUUCAAUAUUCACUAGUUUACCCUCUAAUUGCUGUGUGGAGACUUUACUGUCUGUAAGGAUACAGUUACUUCACACCCACCUGUGUAUUUAAGGACGGAUGUAGUGAUUUAGUGAUGUUUGUUGAUGCUUCUUGAAGUUAACGAGUACUCUUCAAAAGGGACUGUUUAGGAUUUAGUAACUCCGAAUUAACUUAUGUCUACUCUGAGUGAAUCAGUGCCUAGUGGAAGCUUUUCUAAACAAGCUCCUGUCAAGAUAAGUCUGACUUGUUUUCCAAAAAGGUGAAGCCAAGAGAGGCCUGUUUGUUAAAAUGUGCUAUUUUUUUGUGUUUAAUUCUUGAGGUGGCUUAUUUAUGGACACUUGAAUGUGUUUUAGUUGUGAACGCGGGUGUUUACAAAAAAAAAUGUGUGAGCGUGUGGGACAUUCGCUGUGCAUUUGAACAUGUGUGUCUUCUUCUUGAUGUUACUGUUUGUAUAUGUGUGUGUGUGUGUGUGUGUGUGUGUGUGUGUGUGUAUGGGGAGGGGGGAGAGAGAGAGAGAGAGAGAGAGAGAGAGGGAGAGGGGCGAGCUCAUGUCUAUGACUCAAUCUAACCUGCGUUGGUUUCCGCUCCAUGUAUGGUGAUACACACUGAGCUCCCUCUCUCCUCCCUCUGCUGCUUUGCUUUUCUGCCUUACACUAACGAGCACUCAGUAGUUAAUUUGCCAAAAAACUAAACGUGACGCUUUAUUUUGUUAGCGGAGGACAGCGAGAAAUUGAGCUGCUUUCUUAUAUCUUAAUUUAUUUGAUUGAUGUAUCUAUUUUUGAAAGAGUUCCUGUCUUGCACAUUUGUCACUGUGCCACAGACAACAGUAGCCCAGAUUUAUGAACACUGUAGAUUUUGUAGAUGAGUUUUGAGUUGAUGUACAGUUUGUAUUUUGCCCUUUAACAGAGGAUUUCACCACUUUGCAUGCUUACAAGGUUUGACCAGUUAGUUAAAACCUUGUUGUGCUGAAGACCAGUGACUUUUGAGACACAUUUGUGUUUAAAGUGUGGAGUGAUUUGUUUUCUUUUUUUUAUGUUUACAUUUUAUUUAGAGGCAGAGUUGUUCUCUCCUGACCGUGGCUUGUUGACUCAGUAAGAACAGAGUGAACUGUUACUGCACUGAUUCACUGCCAUUCAUUUGCUAUUUUGACACCCUCACACAAACACACAAACACACACACACACACACACACACACACUUUUCCUCCCUUUCAGCUGCCUUCAUAUCUCUGGGAUCUGUAGUCUUUUGGCAGUGAGGUGGGAUUGUCAGACUCCGAGUGGGAAAACUAACUGUGUAUCUUUGCCUUUUUUUGGACACUUUCAUGUGAAUGUAUUUGUGUUGUGUUUGCUGCUAGAAUAAAAAGGCUUGCUCCUAAUUUAA
Messenger RNA from Thunnus maccoyii (southern bluefin tuna), 7900 nucleotides. Its product is annotated as centromere protein F. Gene Ontology annotation, biological process: metaphase chromosome alignment; regulation of G2/M transition of mitotic cell cycle; mitotic cell cycle. Gene Ontology annotation, molecular function: dynein complex binding; microtubule binding. The coding region runs from base 1255 to 6234 and encodes 1659 amino acids. NCBI's taxonomy places the organism in Eukaryota, Metazoa, Chordata, Actinopteri, Scombriformes, Scombridae. The transcript has 20 exons. The record is from RefSeq and is a predicted model, not a curated record. Gene Ontology annotation, cellular component: spindle pole; chromosome, centromeric region; nucleus.